Malassezia japonica is the source of this 1449-nucleotide messenger RNA. RefSeq lists its product as uncharacterized. Gene Ontology annotation, biological process: carbohydrate metabolic process. NCBI's taxonomy places the organism in Eukaryota, Fungi, Basidiomycota, Malasseziomycetes, Malasseziales, Malasseziaceae. The transcript is spliced from 2 exons. The coding region runs from base 1 to 1449 and encodes 482 amino acids. Gene Ontology annotation, cellular component: membrane. Gene Ontology annotation, molecular function: chitin deacetylase activity. The record is from RefSeq and is a predicted model, not a curated record.
AUGCUGCUGAGUGCCAAGUUCUCCCUUUUGGCCCUCCUGGCUGCCUCGGCUGUUUCUGCUUCGCUGGUGCGAGUUGUUCCUGGUGACGAGGGCUUUGUGCCCCUCAUGCACCGCGGCAUGGUCCGCCGUGCUGACCAGACCGAGGCGCAGUUCGCCAAGGUUUCGGACGCGAACCAGGAGUGUGCCCACCCCGGCGCGCAGGGCCUUAACGCCAUGGUGAAGCAGCACACCUUCCCCAAGCUGAGCCAGGUGGCCAGUAUCCAGGACAACGACUCGGAGGCCCAAAAGGUCUGGCAAGAUAUCCAGUCCUCGAACAUUAUCCCCUCGAGUGUGCAGGUGAAGAAGGACAGCACCAAUGGCCAGCACUACGGAGUGGACGACUCGAGUUACGACCCAAAGAGCGACCCAGACUGCUGGUGGACUGCGACCGGCUGCAAGCAGCCCAAGCACGACAACAUCCCGAAGGAUAUCUACACCUGCCCUGAGCCCAGCACUUGGGGUCUGACGUUUGACGAUGGCCCGAACUGCUCGCACAACGCUUUCUACGACUACCUGCAGCAGAACAAGCUCAAGGCAUCGAUGUUCUACAUCGGUACCAAUGUGGUCCAGUGGCCUCUCCAGGCCCAACGCGGUCUUGUGGACGGCCACGACCUCUGUGUGCAUACCUGGUCGCACCGUUACAUGACCACGCUGUCGAACGAGCAGGUGUUUGCCGAGCUGUACUACACUGCCAAGUCGAUCAAGGUGACGACGGGCGUGACACCGACGUGCUGGCGCCCUCCGUUCGGCGACACGGACGACCGCGUGCGUGCGAUUGCUGCGGGUCUGGGUCUGCGUACAAUCCUCUGGCAGCAAGACACCGACGACUGGAACAUCAUGCCGGACGGAAACCAGGCCACGGAUGCGAUCGACAACAACUACCAAAAGAUCUUCUCCAAAAACGGCACCCAGUCCCCGAUCGUGCUCACCCAUGAAAUUGACCAGUAUACCAUGGGCGAAUUCCAGAAGAUGUACGGCAAGCUGAAAAACGCGUACCAGAACGUCGUGCCCGUUUCGGCCUGCCAGAACAUCACUCAACCUUACCCCGAGAACGGUAUCACCUACCCGAACUUUGAGCAGUUCACGAGCGGUACACGUGCUUCGGGCCUGCCGGACGGCAACACGAUCAAGGCGGACACGGGCGCUACCUACAAUGUCGUUCCUCUGUCGAAAAUGCAGAACGGUUUCGCUCACGAGAACCAGGCUGCUGCUUCGAGCUCGUCGUCGAGCAGCAGCAGCGGCGGCAAGCACGCGUCGUCAUCGUCGUCGGGCAGCAAGGCGUCGUCGUCGAACGCUGCCUCGGACUCGAACAACAAGGCCUCGUCGGGCGCCGCCGGUCUCUUUGCUCCUUCUACGUGCAUGACCUUUGUCUUGGCCACGGGUGCUUUCUUUGUUGCCGCUCUGCUCUAA